Messenger RNA from Exserohilum turcica Et28A, 636 nucleotides. RefSeq lists its product as uncharacterized. NCBI's taxonomy places the organism in Eukaryota, Fungi, Ascomycota, Dothideomycetes, Pleosporales, Pleosporaceae. The annotation marks the transcript as partial. The record is from RefSeq and is a predicted model, not a curated record. Gene Ontology annotation, biological process: mycotoxin biosynthetic process. The transcript is spliced from 2 exons.
GAUGAGAUUGACUUCUCGUUCUCGGAGAUCAUGAUGAAUGGUAGUUUAAACAACGAUCCUAGGUCUAUAUACCGAGCCGAUCCAUCACCAGAUGUUGAUCGAGCGUGGGAUGAGAUAGCUCUGGUUAAAUAUUUUCCGAUCACGGAAGAAUCAUUACGCCGUCUUGGCAAGGAUCCAAAGCAUGCCGUGCGUGUGCCCACUAGUUGGGGGUACCAGGAAGGUCUUUUUGUAGCCCAAAAUGAUGGGCAGCAUCUACUUCACUGCCUCAACGUACUCCGAAAGUUUAGUUUCUGGGACUAUUACUAUCCUUCAAGCUGGCAACCGGAUAACGGUACGUGGCGUUUACCGCUACUAGAUGUUGCACAUCGGGGUCAUUGUUUAAGCAUGUUGCUCCAGCACUUGACUUGUCAACCUAGUCUAAACACUAUAACGCAUGUCUGGACAGACGCGUAUAAAGAUCUGUUCCCAGACUUCAGCAUAGAGCGCAAGUGUCUUGAUCAUAACCAAAUUCUAAAAUGGCAAGCGAGUGUAGCUAUCCCUGAUGGUCCAUUCCCUUAUCCAAAGGGCGAUAACGCAAGGAUAAUUCCUGCAUCGCCGGAGUUGAAAUUGAUACUCUCACCUGAAGGUCGACAAUAA